Syngnathoides biaculeatus (alligator pipefish) is the source of this 5487-nucleotide messenger RNA. RefSeq names its product golgi glycoprotein 1a (gene glg1a). The record is from RefSeq and is a predicted model, not a curated record. The transcript has 24 exons. NCBI's taxonomy places the organism in Eukaryota, Metazoa, Chordata, Actinopteri, Syngnathiformes, Syngnathidae. Bases 379 to 3804 code for a protein of 1141 amino acids. Gene Ontology annotation, cellular component: Golgi membrane. Gene Ontology annotation, molecular function: fibroblast growth factor binding.
UUUGCCGUACUGUCGGAAGUGGACAACACGCAGAUGUCCUUGCUGAACGUUUCAAGUCUCGGCCUUCUGUCCUUCCUUUAGGAAGCAGUUCAAGCAGGCCUUCUGGUUGUACUAAUCACUUUUAUUGACCGAAUGAAUCGAAAUGAAAUCUGUACGUGCCGCCGGGACGACUGCGUCUGAACGUUCGGAAUCCGUUCAACGUGACGCGUGCGCGCGGAGAGAAGUUUUUUUCCGCGAUCUUGUGCGAUUGGACGUGACCCGACGCGCAGGAGCCGCCCCACCGCCCACGGCCGGAGGCGAGAGCGUCGGCGAUCCCGAAUUCCCGAGCGCCCCUGAACGCAGCAGCAGCAGCAGCAGCAGCAGGCUGACUGCGUUAAGAUGGCGGACUGCAUACGUGUUCUCCAGCUCUUGCUUUUCUUGUGCGUCUCGUCGCUUUUCCGGCCCGGUCGAGCGGACGACAACGGCCAGGCCAAAGCCAGGCCCUUCGCCGCCAACCUCCAGAACCUCCCCGGCGGCGCUCUACCGGUCUCCGUCGAGAGGAACCCGGCCCCCGGCGGCGGGGCCUCGGCACCUCGGAAGCGCUCGGGCGUCUGGAAGCUGUCCGAGCAGGCGGUGUGCAGGGACGACCUGACGCGCCUGUGCGCCAAGGAAACGUGGAGCAACAACCUGGCGGUGCUGGAGUGCCUCCAGGACAAGAAGGAGGAGACGGAAAUCGCAGCCGAAUGCAGCCACCUGCUGUGGAACUACAAGCUCAACCUGACCACCGACCCCAAGUUUGAGUCUGUGGCUGUGGACGUGUGCAGGUCCACCAUCUCCGAGAUUAAAGAGUGUGCGGCAGAGGAGCUGGGCAAAGGGUACCUGGUAUCGUGCCUGGUGGAACACCGCGGCAACAUCAGCGACUACCAGUGCAAGCAAUACAUCACCAAGAUGACCAGCAUCGUCUUCAGCGACUACCACCUCAUCUGCGGCUUCACCGAGAAGUGCCGCGAUGACAUCAACACGCUGCACUGCGGCAGCAUCAGCUCCGGAGACAAGGACAUCCACUCGCAGGGCGAGGUGAUCGCGUGCCUGGAGAAGGGCCUGGUGCGCGAGGCCGAGGAGCGGCCGGGGGCGUACGCCAUCAAGGACGAGUGCAAGAAGGCCAUCAUGCGGGUGGCCGAGCUCUCCUCGGACGACUUCCACCUGGACCGUUAUCUCUACUUCGCUUGCCGGGACGACCGCGAGCGCUUCUGCGAGAGCACGCUGGCAGGCGAGGGGCGCGUCUACAAGUGUCUCUUCAACCACAAGUUUGAGGAGGCCAUGUCGGAAAAGUGUCGCGAGGCGCUGACCACCCGCCAGAAGCUGAUCGCCCAGGACUACAAAGUCAGCUACUCGCUGGCCAAAGCCUGCAAGUCGGACCUGCGCAAGUAUCGGUGCAGCGCCGACAACGGCGUGCCCCGGGCCCGCGAGGCGCGGCUGUCCUACCUGCUCCUCUGCCUGGAGUCGGCCGUGCAUCGAGGUCGCGUCGUGAGCGGCGAGUGCCAGGGUGAGAUGAUGGACUACCGCCGCAUGCUGAUGGAGGAUUUCUCGCUGAGCCCCGAGAUCGUGCUGCACUGCCGCAGCGAGAUCGAGGGCCACUGCUCGGGUCUGCACCGCAAAGGCCGCACGCUGCACUGCCUGAUGAAGGUGGGCCGCAGCGACGCCAGCCCCGUCGACGGCAACUGCCAGCGAGCGCUCCAGGCGCUGAUCCAGGAGGCCGACCCGGGCUCCGACUACCGCAUCGACCGCGCCCUCAACGAAGCCUGCGAGUCGGUCAUCCAGACGGCCUGCAAGCACAUCCGCAACGGCGACCCCAUGAUCCUGUCGUGUCUGAUGGAGCAUCUGUACACGGACAAGAUGGUGGAGGACUGCGAGCACCGCCUGCUGGAGCUGCAGUACUUCAUCGCACGAGACUGGAAGUUGGACUCCAUCCUGUACAGGAAGUGCCAAGGGGACGCGGCGCGCUUGUGCCACACGCACGGCUGGAACGAGACCAACGAGAUGAUGCCGCCCGGCGCCAUCUUCUCGUGCUUGUAUCGCCACGCCUACCGGUCGGUGGAGCAGGGCCGCAGGCUGUCGCGGGACUGCAAGGUGGAGGUUCAGAGGAUCCUCCACCAGAGGGCGCUGGACGUCAAGCUGGACCCCGAGCUGCAGAGACGCUGCAUGACUGAUCUGGGCAAGUGGUGCAGCGAGAAGACCGAGGCGGGACAGGAGCUGGAGUGUCUUCAGGACCACCUGGAGGACCUGGUCCUGGACUGUCGCAACGUGGUGGGAAACCUGACCGAGCUGGAGUCCGAGGACAUUCAGAUCGAGGCGCUGCUGAUGCGAGCCUGCGAACCGGUCAUCCAGGCGCACUGCCACGAGGUGGCAGACAACCAGAUCGACUCCGGAGACCUGAUGGAGUGUCUGGCGCAGAACAAGCACCAGAAGGAGAUGAACGACAAGUGCUCGGUGGGGGUCACGCACUUCCAGCUGAUCCAGGUCAAAGAUUUCCGCUUCUCGUACAAAUUCAAGACGGCCUGCAAGGAGGACGUCCUCAAACUUUGUCCCAACAUCAAGAAGAAGGUGGACGUGGUGACUUGUCUGAGCAGCGCGGUGAGGAACGACACCCUGCAGGACGCCAAGGAGCAGCGCGUGUCCGUCAAGUGUCGCAAGCAGCUGCGGGUGGAGGAGGUGGAGAUGUCCGAGGACAUCCGUCUGGAACCGGAUCUGUACGAGUCGUGCAAGCAGGACAUCAAUCGGCUGUGUCAGAACGUGGCCUUCGGAAACGCACAGGUGAUGGAGUGCCUGAAAGAGAACAAGCGGCAGCUGACUCAGCGAUGUCGCCAGAAAAUCUUCAAACUGCAGGAAGUGGAGAUGGUGGAUCCCGAACUGGACUAUCAGCUCAUGAAGUUCUGCAAGCACAUGAUCAGGCGGUUCUGCUCGGAGUCAGAAGGCAAGAACGUCCUUCAGUGUCUGAAGCAGAACAAGAACAGCGAGCUGAUGGAUCCCAAGUGCAAGCAGACCAUCACCAAGCGGCAGAUCACGCAGAACACGGACUUCAGGCUGAACCCGAUCCUGCGCAAGGCGUGCAAAGCCGACAUUCCCAAGUUCUGCCAGGCCGUCCUCAACUCGGCGCCGGCCGACGGCGAGCUGGAGGGUCGCGUCAUCGGCUGCCUCAAACUCAAGUACGCCGACCAGCGCCUGUCAUCCGACUGCGAGGACCAGAUCCGGGUCAUCCUGCAGGAGUCGGCGCUGGACUACCGACUGGACCCUCAGCUCCAGCUCCACUGCACUCAGGAGAUCUCGCAGUUGUGUCCGGAGGAGGCGGCGGCGCAGGAGCAGAUGGGUCAGGUGGAGGAAUGUCUCAAGGUCAACCUGCUGAGGAUCACGCAGGAAGCGUGCAAGAAGGAGGUCUUGAACAUGCUGAAGGAGAGCAAGGCGGACAUCUUCGUGGACCCGGUCCUGCACACGGCCUGCGCCCUGGACAUCAAGCACCACUGCGCCGCCAUCCCGCCCGGCAAGGGCCGCCAGAUGUCGUGCCUGAUGGAGGCUCUGCAGGACAAACGCGUGCGUCUGCAGCCCGAGUGCAAGAAGCGCCUUCAGGACCGCAUCGACAUGUGGAGCUACGCCGCCAAGGUGGCGCCGGCGGAGGGUUUGUCGGACCUGGCGGCGCAGGUGCUGACGUCCCCGUCCAAGAACUACAUCCUGACCGUGACGGGCGCCGGCGUGGCGCUGCUCUUCCUGAUGGGCCUGCUGUGCGGGAGGUUCACCAAACGCGUCACGCGGGAGCUGAAGGACAGGUAGAGCCCCCCCCACCCCCCCCCACCCCACCUCACCCCCGUCCCCCCGCCCCGCCCGCGCUGGGUUCUGGUCACGCCUGCAGGAGGAACGCCCGCCCACUUCCCUACCCGGAACGCUCAAAGUGGAUGUCAACCACUCUUUUAGCCCCGCCCACCGUCGAGGAGCCCCCCAACUUCCCUCCCGUUUUUUUUUUUUUUUUUUUUCUGUGCUGGUCGGGGUUGUCGGUCAGGGGUCAAAGUGAAGAUGUGAAGGGAGCUCAAUAUGUACAUUUAUUAUAAAAAAAAAAAACCUGCUCGCCUGUGGAGCGCUGUGGUGACUCCGCCCCUUAUCGUGCUGGGACUGCCAGGUAGGUGGUGCCAAGCCAACCCCCCCCCCAACGACUUCUUCUGUAACUUGGGUUUUUGUUUUUGUUCUUGAGGCCCCCCACAGCACACCCGUGCCAUAAACGCAGCACCACACCUGCCAUUCGCCGGCCCGCCGUGUCGUGAUUUCCAUCUCGUGACGUCACAAAGAUUUCAUCAGAUUGUGACGGCGUGUCCGCGAGGUCGUUUCGGGAAAGACGUUGCAAACAUGCAAAAUCUUGUGCUGAGAUCAUAUUUCUGGCGAAAACGUCAUUACAGACAUUUUCAGAAAAAUCUUAUGGUACACGAUCUUAUCAAGUCUAUUCAGAAUCGUUCCUUUUUUUAUUCCCCUUCAAAAUUUUUCAUCAAAGCAGCGAUAUCAUGUUGUGGCAUUUUGGCUGUUGUGACUUGAACGCCUGCCCAGUGAUUUCAUUUUAGUGCUGCAAUUUCCUUCUUUGUCGCUGCCAGUAAAAGUUCAAAUCGACGACGAUAAAAAAAAAAAAAAAAAGACAGCUGUGACGUCAUCGUCGCGCGGAUGAGUCAGUCGACGAUGCGGUGACAAAAGUUGGUCGGCACCGUUGUGACGUUUCCUUAUUGCUGGUCAGACUUCUGGGUGCAAUUUUUUAUUUUUUUUUUCCCUGGAUUUUUUAAAAAUUUUUUAAGUUGUUGUAAAUCGCGUGGUGUGGACCUGCUGCCGCCCUCUGUGGGGGGGAGUUGAGAUCAUCGCAGGAAGCAAAAAAAAAAAAAGCAAAACAUUGACGUGGGGGAGAGGAUGGAAUCGUUGCACAUUUGUCAGUCAUUUUGCAAGAUGUAUAAAACGGUCGCUAGUUAGCUCGUUAGCCUUAUUUAUUUGUAUACUACGUGGAACAUGCUUGCCUUCCAACAAAUGUUCUCCGCUCUGAUUGGACGGGAUUUUGUGACGUCGCUAUAAAAUGACUUGAAAUUUGAGCGGCUGCGAGGAGGUCGCCAUUUUCUUUGUGGGUCAAGUUGUCGCGGCGCCGUCGUUUCCGCGAGGGCUCGCACCUCUCCGAACCCGAAGCGAUGAGGUCACUGCGCAGUGACGUCACGCCAUCGCGUCCUCGCUUCGUGAUGAUGUGGUUUUGUUUUCGUCACCGCGUAAAAAAAACCGCGGCAUCGGCACGGAUUCGCGGCGACGCGAGCGCGUGAAUUGCGUGAAUGCCUCUUCUCGGUGUGGUCGUCGUGGCGAGCAGACGAGCUUUAUUCCGUGCUGAAGAAUUUUUUUUUUUUUUUUUUUGUCCACUUUCUCUGCUCUUUUUUUUUUUUUUUGUGUACAGAUAUGAACAUGAGUGGUUUGUUGAUAAUAAAGUCUGCAAGGUUUCUACUA